Messenger RNA from Alligator mississippiensis (American alligator), 1593 nucleotides. RefSeq lists its product as uncharacterized. The coding region runs from base 600 to 1268 and encodes 222 amino acids. The record is from RefSeq and is a predicted model, not a curated record. The transcript has 2 exons. Lineage: Eukaryota; Metazoa; Chordata; Crocodylia; Alligatoridae.
GACUGAUGAAAUGAUGAAUACUAAUUAAUAUGCAGAGUCAUUUAGUCUGUUGUAAAGUUGCCACUGCCUUUCCUGAAUUUAAGGAGACAAAUAUCCUUUCCCACAAAAUACUUGAAGAGCAAUAACUCAUAUGCUUGUUUUUAGAUGCUUGCUUUAUCAGAUAAAAUGUUCAGCCCUAUUAGUGAUUUUUUCAAGGACUUGCCUUAUUCCUGUAUAACUAACAGGGGCAAUAUGAGACUCUCUCAUGAAAUUCAAUAAGAAUAUUUCCUUCUUGGCUAAAAAUUUACACUUCACACCACCAGGUCUGAUUGCAAAUUCUGGAUCGCAGGUUUUAUUUUAUGUGAUGUUAGACAGACAUAUUUAAAUGUUAACUGUUGUGAUUUUUUUUCUUACAUAGGCUGUGGGGUAGGAGUUUUAAAUGGAAAAUUGAGUGACUGCUGCAGAUUUUAAUCAUGGGAAUCAUUUUGUUAAAAGGAAAAUACUGAACAGAAACAGCUUCUCAGAAAGAAGUACCUGAAGUAAAGACUUCUUUCAGUUGUACAGGACUUGGUUAAGAUUGCUCACCACAACUCAUCUGGGCUGCCCAUGGCAAAGCAGCCAUGAUUUGCCAAACUCUAAAUUACAUUCUCUUGUUGCUGUUCAGUUACGUACUAAGUCACGACUCAAAACUCACAUGGGGAAGAACAUAUGUUGUGGACUCCAAGUUGAACAUGAGCCGGCAGUGUGACGAAGCCAUCAGAAAAGCCAAUGGCACUUUAUCGUGCAUCAGCAGAUGCAUGACAAAUAGGUCCAGGGAGGUGAUACUUCCCCUCUAUCGGGCGCUGGUCAGACCGCAGUUGGAGUACUGCGUGCAAUUCUGGGCGCUGCACUUCAAGAAGGAUGCGGAUAACCUGGAGAGGGUACAGCAAAGGGCAACUCGUAUGGUCAAGGGCCUGCAGACCAAGCCCUACGAGGAGAGACUAGUGAAACUGAACCUUUUCAGCCUCCGCAAGAGAAGGUUGAGAGGCGACCUUGUGGCUGCCUAUAAGUUCAUCACGGGGGCACAGAAGGGAAUUGGUGAGGAUUUAUUCAUCAAGGCGCCCCCGGGGGUUACAAGAAACAAUGGCCACAAGCUAGCAGAGAGCAGAUUUAGACUGGACAUUAGGAAGAACUUCUUCACAGUUCGAGUGGCCAAGGUCUGGAACGGGCUCCCAAGGGAGGUGGUGCUCUCCCCUACCCUGGGGGUCUUCAAGAGGAGGUUAGAUGAGUAUCUAGCUGGGGUCAUUUAGACCCAGCACUCUUUCCUGCUUAUGCAGGGGGUUGGACUUGAUGAUCUAUUGAGGUCCCUUCCGACCCUAACAUCUAUGAAUCUAUGAAUCUAUGAAUAUCUAAGCAUGGUAGGCAGCACAGGUCCCAGAAUGCCCAGCUUACCUGUGGGCUUGCAGUACCUCUGGAUUAAAUGUUACUUACAGCAGCGUGGCCUGUUUCACAUUCAUUUUUCAACAACCGAAUUGAUCUACAAGGUAAAUCUCUCUGCCACCAGUGCUUUGACUAUAGCUGAUUUGACUGAGCAUGUAAAUCAACUGCAUUUACACACAACUCUUUAUUAUUCUA